Cetraspora pellucida is the source of this 1605-nucleotide messenger RNA. The record is from the annotation of a GenBank genome assembly. Lineage: Eukaryota; Fungi; Glomeromycota; Glomeromycetes; Diversisporales; Gigasporaceae.
AUGUCAGAGGAAUUUCCUCAAGAAAAAAAUGCCCUAGAAAAUGAUGAAUCCAAUAACGUUACUGAACGUUAUACAAAGCUUGAUGUGGAUGAUGCAGAGAAAAAUGAUGAACCAUCUGUUAAAGACUUGAGUACUUUACGUAAAGUUUCUGGCCGCAUACCCACUGCUGCGUGGUUUAUAAUACUCUGUGAACUUUGUGAACGAUUUACAUAUUAUGGUGUUUCUGGUCCUUUUCAAAAUUAUAUUCAAUUUCCUCCACCUGUAGAAAAGAAUGGUCAACCUGGUGCAAUUGGUGCAGGUCAACAAGCUGCAACUGCAUUAACUUUGUUUUUUCAAUUCUUUUGUUUUAUCACUCCUAUAUUCGGUGCAAUUCUUGCUGAUCAGUAUAUUGGAAGAUACAAAACUAUUCUUAUGUUUUGUUGUAUUUACAUGGUUGGUCUAGUUGUCUUGACUGUGACUGCAAUACCACAAUCAAUUGCUGCAGGUGCUGCUCUUCCUGGUCUAAUUAUUGCCAUGGUUAUUAUAGGGUUAGGUACAGGCGGGAUCAAAUGUAAUGUUCCACCUAUGGCCGGUGAACAAAAUACAGACACAAAACCCUAUGUCAAGACAUUAGCAAAUGGUGAUAAAGUCAUUGUGGACCCAGAAUUGACCACUCAAUCUAUUUUUCAUUGGUUUUAUUUGGCAAUAAACAUCGGUGCUCUUUCUCCAGUAAUCACCACAAAUAUCGAAAAAUAUCAUUCUUUCUGGCUGGCUUACCUAAUUCCAUUAAUAAUGUUUAAUUUCGCUAUUUUGGUGUUAAUAAUUGGAAAAAAUCAAUUGGUCAAAAAACCUCCAAACGGAUCUUCUCUAUUAAAUUGUUUUCGAGUUCUUCGUGUAGCUUAUUCUUAUGAUCGUUCUUUAGAAAAUUCAAAACCUUCCAAUAUGUCUGAUGAUGUUAAAACAAAAGAACGUGUAACUUGGGAUGAUGCCUUUGUGGAUCAAAUUCAUAAUAAUUUAAUAUCGCAAGCUGCUACAAUGCAAGUUGGUGGGGUACCAAAUGAUAUUAUGAAUAAUUUGGAUCCCAUUGUUUUAAUCAUUUUCACUCCAUUCGCAAAUUACGUACUUUAUCCGUUACUUCAGAGAUGUGGAAUUAUUCUUAGACCCAUAACAAAGAUUUUUAUAGGGUUCAUGUUAGCUAGCUUAGCAAUGAUUUAUGCGGCUAUACUUCAAUAUUUCAUAUAUAAUACCAGUCCAUGUUAUAACCAGACUUUAUGUUUGAUAAAUGACAUACCUACUCCAAAUGAUAUUAAUGUUUGGUGGCAAACGCCAGCCUAUGUUUUGAUUGGGUUAUCUGAAGUAUUCGCUGUGAUAACAGGCCUCAAUUAUGCGUAUUCAAAAGCACCAGAAUCUUUAAAAUCUUCUGUUACUGCGGUAUUUCUAACCACAAGCGCAUUUGGAUCGUUAUUAGGGCUUGCAUUCAUACCAUUAUCAAGAGAUCCUUACUUGGUUUAUAUGUAUUUAACUCUCAGUAUGUUAGCUUUCGUUACUGGACUAUUGUUGUUAUACUUUUUAUAUGGGUAUGAUGAUAAGGAUGAAAUUGAAAGUAAAAAAACUGACGCAAUGUAG